Mesorhabditis spiculigera is the source of this 1737-nucleotide messenger RNA. The record is from the annotation of a GenBank genome assembly. Lineage: Eukaryota; Metazoa; Nematoda; Chromadorea; Rhabditida; Rhabditidae.
AUGAGGCAGCCGUCCAUCCACUUCGUGCCAUGUUCACAAUCACAUCCAUUCGAAGAGCGACAUUGUAUCGUUGGCGAUCACAACGAUCCUCUAAAGGUUGGGCGCUCGGUUGCACGACUGAAGCCGACGCGGGAUAAUGCUGUAUUUGACUGCAAGGUCCUCUCCCGAUCGCACGCUAGCAUAUGGUAUUCCAAUGGAUCGUUCUGGAUUAAAGACACGAAGAGCAGCAAUGGCACGUUCGUCAACAAUGAAAGAUUGGCUCAAACGGGUGAAGACUCUGACCCUAAGCAAAUUUACAAUGGCGACAUCAUUCAAUUUGGAGUGGAAAUUGUGGAGAAUGCGAAUAAAGUUUCACACGGGUGCAUCUUCUCCUAUAUUCGCUGCUAUAACGAGUCCGGCCACGAAGUUGCUCCUCCGACUGGAGGUGAAGGAGAGACGGCUAAUACACCGGGUGCUCGCGCUAACUUUGUUUUCCAAGAGCAAAUGUGUUAUGCACUGAAUACUCAUUUGAACGAAGCCGUCUAUAGGGAAAGACAUCGGAAUGAAAAGCUGGCGGCAGUUGUUGAGCACCUGAAAGAACUGGAAGUGUUAUCUACUGGGACAUGGCGCAGUUGUCUCCUUGAAGAUGUCCUUUUGCGGAAGAUUCUGACCUUGGAAGAUCAGCUCGAGACCUUCACAAGCAACAAAGCUGUUCCGGAGUGGCACACCAACAUUCUCAAUAAGCUUGAAGCGAAGGAUAAGGCUGUAACCAAGAUGCAUGAAACAUAUGCGCAAUUCGAAGAAGCGAAAAUUGAGGCUGAACAACGUCUUCAGGAUACAGAAAGGAGCCUGUGCAACGCUGAAGAGGACUGCGAACUUCGCCGACACAUCCAUGAUGAUAGCGAUCGGCGCUUGCAAACUCUUCUGAUGGCCUACGACAUCUUCCAGUUGAGUGUCCGAAAGAUGGUAGAAAAGGAAGCAACCAAGCUUCGUGCGCCUUCAAAAAUUCCAAACCUGGAGCAAGUUAUUACUCCUCAACUAUGCAAUUUCCUGCUUGAUCAAGUUCAUGGCAAUCCCGCCACGGCUGGCGCUCCAGAAGCUGCUAGUCAGAUGUUUGGGCAGAUGUUGACAAAGUAUCGUAGCGAGAAUGGUAUAUCCCAGAAGGCGCUCAGCGAGUUCAUCGAGCAAUUUCUACCAGAGAAGCCAGAACCAGUGGAUGCAGCUUCCGCUGCUGUCGCCGCUGGCGAUGCGCCCGUCGAGGAGCCAAUUUCAGCAGCAGAUAACGAUCUGAAGACUGCUUAUUUGGUGGCCAUCGAGCGGUUGCAGGAGGCCACUGCCCAAUUGAAUGCUAUCAAAGAUGCACAGACCGCCCAAGAAGGGGUAACCACCAAUGGGCAAGAAGUUAUCGGCAGUUAUGGAGAUCGCGCCGAGGGCAGGGAACAUGAGAAUUGCCCUAACUUGGACUUCGCAUAUGUGGACGAUCGAAAUCCAGAAGCGCCGAAAUGGAAUUUCCCGCCAGCUACUUCUUGGAAUGCUGAGCCAUUUGGUAGCCAGCUAGCCUCCGAUGGGCCUGCUGAAGCGGCACCUGAAAUCGAGCAGGUGGCGGCUAGCACGGACCUUGUUUCCCGGCCCGCUGCCGAUAAUUUGGACCGAACGCAGUUGCUACUUGUCUCUGUGCUGCCGAUCUUUGCUUUAAUCGUCACUUUCUUCUCCAUGGUCUUCCGAGAAGUGCGCCAUCGUAUUGGCUACAAAACCGAC